UUGAAAUUCCUAAAAAUACCUUAUUUAACUGAAAAAAAUCCAUUAAUAAUGCAUCUAAUCCUUAAGCUGGGGAAUGGUAAAACCACCCUUAACGUGUCAUUUCGAGCCUAAGGAAACUUGAAAAUGCCAGUUUAGACAACAUGUCAUAUUACCCAACGUUCAGAGACGGCAAACGGACCAUCGACUUUAUCCUCGUUUAUAAAAUAUCCGCGCUGGUAACGCACAAUGCCGCAAUCCGGCAUAGAGCCUUUAUUCUGGCCCUACAAACCCUUGGACUGGAAAUGGAAUACGAAAGCUUUUCGGUUGAUGUAGAUAUAAUGUUCAUUAAACUGUACCUGCCUGAUGACUUCGCCCACUCCUACGCAGGUCUUUUCGAUAUAGAACUGGCCUGUACCAGUUUCCAGUUCAGGCCUUACAUGGUUCCUCCCCCAGCAGCCUUUUCCUCGCCACUCACUCGUCCAAAUGUAAACGACCCCAUUUACACCAGAGCACCCCAAUCCAUUAGUGGGGCGAUUCCUAAAAAUAUCACAUCUGCUGAGCGAAUCAUGGUGGUCAACCAGAUCCUAAACAGGGUCAUUUGGGGCGAAGAACGCAGCGAAUAUGGCGUAACUAAACUGAUCAAAGCCAAGGUGAUUUUGGACGCUUUUCCUUUGCAUGAUGGGCAUUUUAAGUGGACAGUAUCAGGCCCGCUAAACGAUCGCCAGCUUUUGGCCCUUUAUUGGGGCUCGUUUCGCAGCUGGAGGAAAGCGCAGCCCAUCAACCUGGUGGAAAAAUACUUCGGAACUGAAUACGCGCUUUACUUUGCCUGGCUCGGCUUCUACAUCAAGCAACUCGUCCCUGCCGCAAUCCUGUCCGUUUUCGUAUUGGUCUAUGGAUUAGUUACCAUGUUCACCAAGUUGAACAGGCACACUCAGGACAUUUGCCAAAGCCGAGUGGUCAUGUGUCCAAGAUGCCACUUUGCCGAUUGUCCGAUGGAGCUGCUGAGCAACUCUUGCUACUUGGCGAAUGUGUCCUAUGUCUUCGACAAUUGGUGCGCCGUAAUUUACUCGGGAAUUAUGACUUUGUGGGGUGAGUGUCCAUAUGGUGAUGGCUAUCGAUCAACUGUCUCAACACCCAGCCACGAUCUUCAUGGAACUCUGGCAACGAGAGGAGGCAGUUCUUCAGCUGCAAUGGAACCUGGCGGCGACCAAAGACGCCAUGACCACCAGGCCGGAGUAUUUAGAAGCGGCCACAAAGAAGAGGUACAGUCCCAUAACGGACACGAUGCAGCCCUACAUCCCAGUAGCACAGACCGCCUGCAGAUACACCCUCACGUUGGCCUCAGUCUCAGUUCUGCUAAUAAUCAUGAUUUUAGUAACGUUUGGCGUGAUGGUUUAUCGGGUAUCAGUGAACGUGGUGCUCAUCAAGUCCAAAUCCAUUCCGCUCAUCAGGAACAAAUACCGAAGCUUAAUAGCGUCGAUAACUGGCGCGAUGUUAUCGGGGGUGUUCAUAUUCAUUUUCAAGUGGGUGAGUUUCAGCUACCUUCUGGGUCUUCGGCAUGCCAGAUAGGCUCUUUGCAGUUCUACGAGCAAAUCGCCUUGAUGCUGACCAACUUGGAGAACCACAGAAGCCAACAAUCCUACACCAAUUCGUUCAUAUUCAAAAGCUACGCCCUGGCGUUUGCCAACAACUACGCGGCCGUUUUCUACAUUGCCUUCUUCAAGGGCAAGUUUUUCACAUACCCCGGCGACCUGGCGGUUUUUUCCCACUUGGGCGGCAUCAAUACAGAUGUGUGCGAUCCCACCGGCUGUAUAGUUGACCUGGCCAUUCUCCUUAUCACUAUAAUGGUGAUUAAGGCAUUCAUAAGCAACAUCACGCAAGUUUUAGUACCAAAACUACGAAAAGUUUUCAACCAGACCAUAAACCGAGUAAGAAGUCAGGACAAUAUCCCUCAGUGGGAGGAUGAGUAUUUACUGGCCAAGUCCGAGGAGUUCUUCAUUGUGGGAGAGUAUAUGGAUAUGGUGAUUCAGUAUGGAUUUGUGAAUUUCUUCAUAAUGGGCUUUCCGCUAGCUCCCCUUUUAGCGCUGAUUAACAACGUGGCCGAACUGAGAGUGGAUGCAUCCAAAGUAGUUAAAAGCUACAGGCGCCCCAUUCCCACGAAAGUCGCCAGUUUAGGGGCUUGGUUUGGAAUUCUGCAAGCAACGACCUACAUCGGGGUUGUUACCAAUGCUUUAGUUAUAGCGUUUACAAGCACUUUCAUGGAGAAGGUGAUAUGGGAGACCAUGGCAGGACACUCAUCUGAGUACAGUUACCUGAACGAAUCCCUUUCAGUUUUCGCCAUGAACGAUUUCGAGAUUUUCGACGGUUCAAUCGACGACAAGCUAAAACUAACUAAAGUGUGCUACUAUGAAGGUAAACGCUAUCCCCCCAACCAUCCCUUGAAAUAUAAAAGACGGAAAGACUACUGGUUGCACUUAGCCAUCAAGUUUGCAGCGGUGGUGAUUUUUGAGCACGUUCUGGUAGUGAUCAAGGGAUUGGUCGCCUAUGCAAUACCGGAUGUUCCCUUCUCAGUCAGGCAGCAAAUUGCCCAUCAAGAGAAAAUGUUCAAAAGAGACAGGAUUAUUGAACAGAGUAAAAAAUUCUUGAAGGACCGAGAAAAGUAUGUUUCAAUCAAAUAAACAUAAAACAGGAA
Dendroctonus ponderosae (mountain pine beetle) is the source of this 2671-nucleotide messenger RNA. RefSeq names its product anoctamin-4. The record is from RefSeq and is a predicted model, not a curated record. Gene Ontology annotation, molecular function: protein dimerization activity; chloride channel activity. NCBI's taxonomy places the organism in Eukaryota, Metazoa, Arthropoda, Insecta, Coleoptera, Curculionidae. Gene Ontology annotation, biological process: chloride transmembrane transport. The transcript has 15 exons. Gene Ontology annotation, cellular component: plasma membrane. The coding region runs from base 141 to 2657 and encodes 838 amino acids.